AUGAAUCCGGUUGAAAACAAGUCGCUUUCCGCGGAGACCGAACAAAUGAACAGAGUUUUUGCGGAACUAAGGGCCGCCAAGUUCAAUUUUCCCCGAGGAUGGAACGUGGACCGGAACAUCGCGGUUACAGAGCAGCCAAGCCGCAGAUAUGACUCCGAGCCGCAUGUCUCGGCACAGCCGAGUCGGACUAAUGUCAAAGACGCAGUAGACAUCGCGGUUACAGAGCAGCCAAGCCGCAGACAUGACUCCGAGCCGCAUGUCUCGGCACAGCCGAGUCGGACUAAUGUCCAAGACGCAGUAGACAUCGCGGCCGGGGCGGAUCGUCCAACACACAGUCUCUACAGGUCAGACGCCGAGAUAAUGGGACUAGAUUUGUUCGGUGAGCCGGCCGCCGCACCGGUUUACAGACAGAUCCGGCUGCCGAAUUAUGCGGGCCCGGCCUUCCGGUCAGCCAUGGCGAUCGUGGACGCGGCGUUUAACCGGCCGCUCCUACUGUCAGUGGACAACGUCGUUGUCAAUCCAUCUGCGGUCCUAAAUACGCCCCCUUCAACGCCGAAAGUCCUACGGCGGCUAGCGGACUGCCAAGUCCUGGCCGGACGCGACGGUGACGUGGCCAGGAGGCGGUGGUCUUCCGCCAGGAACAUUACAUUGCCAUUGGAACUGGAGACUGAAAACGGAACGCGGCGGGCUGACCACUCGCCGGAAGCCAAGGGUAAUCGCCUUACGCUCUGGAGCAGGACAAAGCGGUUUAUCCACCGCAUGUUUUGUUGUGGCGUCUGA
Macrosiphum euphorbiae (potato aphid) is the source of this 780-nucleotide messenger RNA. The record is from the annotation of a GenBank genome assembly. NCBI's taxonomy places the organism in Eukaryota, Metazoa, Arthropoda, Insecta, Hemiptera, Aphididae.